Messenger RNA from Trichoderma aggressivum f. europaeum, 1434 nucleotides. RefSeq lists its product as uncharacterized. Gene Ontology annotation, cellular component: membrane. Bases 1 to 1434 code for a protein of 477 amino acids. Gene Ontology annotation, molecular function: transmembrane transporter activity. Lineage: Eukaryota; Fungi; Ascomycota; Sordariomycetes; Hypocreales; Hypocreaceae. Gene Ontology annotation, biological process: transmembrane transport. The transcript has 4 exons. The record is from RefSeq and is a predicted model, not a curated record.
AUGGCAGCAGAAGCGUCAUCCAUCGAACUAAAGAAAGCCCCGCCAAACACUCCAUUCGCAAAGACGGCUCUUACCCCAGAUCAAGGCCCUUCUGAGAGCAACUACAAUUCAGACCGGGCAAUUAUCUCUGGAGAUGACGAGAAUCCCCCCAGUGGUGCGGCAGAGUUCUCGCUGCCGCCUGUUGACAGGGGAAAGGAUGCAUGGCUUUUCUUAGCGGCUUGCUUCGUCCUGGAAGCGUUGGUAUGGGGCUUUCCAUUUUCGUUUGGUGUUUUUCAGGACUAUUAUCGAACACAUGAACCCUUUGCUGGGUCGUCUAAAACUGCCGUAAUUGGCACAACUGCAAUGGGUAUCAUGUAUCUCGAUAUUCCAAUCAUCAUGGCCGUCCAGCGUAUAUACCCAAAGCCAACUCGUUAUGCGCCUGUCGCCGGUCUUUUAUUCCUAUGCCUUGCUCUCGCCAUCUCUUCCUUUUCGCAAAAUGUUACGCACCUCAUCCUGACCCAGGGAGUCCUCUAUGCCAUCGGUGGUUCCAUCUGCUACUGUCCCUGCAUGCUAUACAUGGACGAGUGGUUCCAUUCCGCUAACUUCAUUGUCGACGGCGUAAUGUGGUCUGGAACGGGCCUUGGUGGUUUCACCAUCCCUCUUCUCCUCGAGUUCUUCCUCAACAAGUACGGUUUCAGAACCACGUUGCGGAUCUGGGCUCUCGCCAUGUUUAUUUUGUCCGCACCAUUGGUUUGGUUCAUUAAGCCGCGGCUACCCUUUUCUGCUACGGCUCACUACAGGCCGUUUAACCUCAAGUUUCUGGCGAACCGUUCUUUCGGCAUGUACCAGCUCACAAACAUUGUGCAAGGCGUUGGAUACUUUCUUCCGGGCAUCUAUCUGCCGACAUACGCGCGGGUGUACCUCGAUGCUGGUGAUUUCCCGUCGGCUUUGACACUCUUGGUCUUGAAUGUCGGUUCUGUUAUAGGAUGUGUCGCCAUGGGUAUCUUUAUUGAUCGUCUACAUGUGACGACGUGUCUUGGAAUAGCGACUGUCGGCACCGCGAUUGGUACCUUUUUCCUCUGGGGACUAGGCAGUACCAUGACCUCCCUUUACGUAUUUUGCUUCGUUUAUGGCAUGUUUGCGGGAUGUUAUACGUCUUCAUGGCCUGGAAUCAUGUCGCAUCUCAUGUCAAUAGGCAGCGGGUCAAGGGAAGAGAACAGCGGGAGACGUUCCACCUAUGACCCUCUCAUGGUGGUUGGUUGGCUGUCUGCUGGGCGUGGCAUUGGUAAUGUCGUCUCAGGGCCGUUAAGUGAGGCGCUGCUAAAGGGAAUGCCAUGGCAAGGUCAAGCUGCCGGCGGGUAUGGCAGCGGAUAUGGGACGCUGAUAGCAUUUACUGGCGCAACGGCUGUUGUUGGAGGCAGCACUUUCUUAUUUCGAAGGAUUGGAUGGCUGUAG